Messenger RNA from Chrysoperla carnea, 1379 nucleotides. Its product is annotated as GDP-fucose protein O-fucosyltransferase 2. The record is from RefSeq and is a predicted model, not a curated record. Lineage: Eukaryota; Metazoa; Arthropoda; Insecta; Neuroptera; Chrysopidae. Bases 63 to 1379 code for a protein of 438 amino acids. Gene Ontology annotation, molecular function: peptide-O-fucosyltransferase activity. Gene Ontology annotation, biological process: protein O-linked glycosylation via fucose. The transcript has 6 exons.
AUAAAGUUUUGAGGUUAAGUUUAAUACGAAUAAACAAAACAUUUUCAAAUCACGAUGUGAAAAUGAAUAAAACAUUUUGGAUAUUUUAUUUAGUUAUUUUUUUCUUUCUAAACUUUUUUUACUGCUUAGACAAACAAAAUUUUUGCUCAAAAGAAGAUGCUACUACUAACGGUUGCUCAGACAAUCAAAACAUUCAUUUAUAUAAGCCCCAAACACGAUAUAUUUUAUACGAUGUAAACCCCUCCGAAGGAUUUAAUCUCCGGCGGGAUGUAUAUUUAAGAUUAGCAAUAAUGGUACACAAUUUUAAAAAAUCAAAAAAUCAUAAAUUAAGCACACUUAAAUUAGUUUUACCACCAUGGCCACAUUUAUAUCAUUGGCAAUCGAAAGAUAUAUUCGACCAAAGACGUUUACCUUGGAGUUUAUUCUUCGAUAUACCUAGCUUGCAAAAAUUUGCUCCGGUUAUAGAAAUUAGCGAUUUUUUUGCAGAAGCGAAUUCCGCUUCAAUAGAUGAAACAUACACAUUAGAAAAUUUUGAAGAAAUGUUUGAAUCUGGUGUUUUUGUCGAUAAAGUUGAAGUUCGGGAUUGUAAACGAAGGCAUAUUAAUAAUUUUUAUGGCUACCCGAAUAUUUCAAGUAAAAUAACAACGUGUUUGGGAUUUCAAGGCCACACCAGUAACUUAAAAACAAUUUUUGAAAAAUCAGAUUCUCAAAUAUUUAUGUUUAAUCGCGCCGAAAUAUUUUUGCAUGACGAAUACGGAGGAAAAGCAUUUUGGGAAGCUCGACGAAGUAUGCGAUUUAAUAAAGAACUUGUUAAAAUCGCCAAAGAUUUUCGUAAAAAAAAUUUCAACUCAACUGAUAAGUUAGACGGUAUCAAUCGUCCCGAUGAUUGGACAUUAGAAAAACCAAAAAGAAGCGCCAAAGGUGGAAACUAUCUUUGUGUUCAUUUGCGUAGAAAAGAUUUUAUUCAAGGACGUCCAAAUGAUGUGCCAAGUUUAGAAAGCGCUUCCAAGCAACUAAAAGAAUUACUAGAAAAGUUAAAAUUUGAUAAUAUUUUUAUUUCCACAGAUAGUCCCGAAGCAGAAUUUAAAAAAUUAUCAACUUUAUUAAAAUCUAAAAACAACAAUAUAAAAACAAAACGUUUUACACCAUCUGAAGAACAAAAAGAAAAAUAUAAAGAUGGUGGCAUAGCAAUUAUUGAUCAACUUAUAUGUUCACAUGCUGCCUAUUUUGUGGGAACACAUGAGAGUACAUUUACAUAUAGGAUACAAGAAGAACGUGAAAUAUUAGGCUUUCCAGAACAUACAACAUUCAAUCAAUUAUGUGGAAAUGAUAAUCCAAAAUCAUGUAAAAAAUCAUCUGUAUGGAAAAUUGUUUAUUAA